Messenger RNA from Gracilinanus agilis (Agile Gracile Mouse Opossum), 413 nucleotides. Its product is annotated as cytochrome c oxidase subunit 7A1, mitochondrial. The transcript is spliced from 4 exons. The record is from RefSeq and is a predicted model, not a curated record. Gene Ontology annotation, biological process: mitochondrial electron transport, cytochrome c to oxygen; mitochondrial respirasome assembly; regulation of oxidative phosphorylation. Bases 66 to 314 code for a protein of 82 amino acids. NCBI's taxonomy places the organism in Eukaryota, Metazoa, Chordata, Mammalia, Didelphimorphia, Didelphidae.
GGGGGACAGGUGCCCCCGGUGCCCUUGGACUAUCAGAGGCGGACAGGACACACACAGGACACACCAUGAGGGGCUUAUUGGUGUCCCACUCCCGGACCCUGGCGCGAUCCUUCAGCUCCAGCCCCCGAAACCACUUUAUGAAUAAAGUGGCUGAAAAACAAAAGCUCUUCCAGGAGAACAAUGACCUCCCAGUCCACCUGAAGGGUGGCGGCAUGGACAGUCUCCUGUACAGGUUAACAAUGGCCGUGUGUGUGGGAGGCACCUGUUACAGCCUCUUCUGCCUUGGCUGGGCUUCCUUCCCCCACAAGAAGUGAGACUGGAUUCCAGGACAAGCCUGCAGAGGAAAGGCCUGGCAGGCCGGGGUGGGCCUGGGGCUAAAUAAAGUCUCAGGCUGGGAGAAAGCCAAUCCACAA